This is a messenger RNA of Suillus paluster, 2572 nucleotides long. RefSeq lists its product as uncharacterized. NCBI's taxonomy places the organism in Eukaryota, Fungi, Basidiomycota, Agaricomycetes, Boletales, Suillaceae. Bases 144 to 2309 code for a protein of 721 amino acids. The record is from RefSeq and is a predicted model, not a curated record. The transcript has 4 exons.
GGGGUAGGGGCAUUGUAAGUAGAAUUGCCGAGCAGUAUAUAAGAGGUGUUCACAUUUGACAAUUGUUACACCAUCCAACCGUUUCAACGUUUAGUUCGCUCAUCCCGUCCUUCGUUCUCCCUUGGUUGCUCUUUAUAGUUUCUAUGUCUGCCGUGCUGCAAUACCCCCCUGAGCUGCUGUUUACUAUAUGCGAAUAUAUCUAUGCCGCCGGUUUACCACCAUCCGAUUCUACCAGUUCUCUUGAUCCACUUGCAAUUGGCGAGUAUGGUUCGCCAACGGCGUUACCAUCUUCUAUGCCACCGCCCAAUUGGAGCGAGCCGGUAGCGCGUAAAACCCUCUCACAUCUUUGUUUGGUAAACCAUGCAUGGUAUGAAGCUGCCAAGCCAUGGUUAUGGCAUAAAAUCGAGGUUCGUCUGCCCAGGAGCUGGCUCGCUCUGGUAGACGAGAUCAUCGAUCCCGAAGACGACGAAAAGGCUGCUUUGGCAGUCAAAGAGUCUAUUCAAGCCGCCACUCAUGCUGCUUUAGCUAGCAGUAUGGUUAUUGGAGCAUCUUCCGAUGAGGAUGCAGCUAGGAGAUGGAAGGAAAGCAUCAUAGAGUCCUUGACUGGACCAGAUGGUUCCAUUCCUCCUGAGCUUUUGACGCCCCCAGCCUCUCGCGACCCGAGUCCGAGACGUCUUAGGGCAAAAAGUAAAAGUCCCGCACGCUGGAAGAUUAUGAAGACAAUUAGUGACGCCGUUCAGAACGUUAUGGAUCUUACUGAACCUGGGGUUUAUGUGCCAAGACUGCACGAUCCCCGUCCUGGUCGCUUUGUUCGACAUCUAGACUUUAACCACUUUCGUACCAUUGGAAUGCGCCGUUCCGUAGAGGAUAGCGCAACUAGUCGUUUCGUGACCGGAGAACGUGUCGAAGCUCUUCUCAAGGAACUUCCAAACCUAACUGCUUUCGGUGCCACGGAAUACAUGGAUGGUGCUCUAUCGCUUCCCGUUUUGACUGAACUCUUGCUUCGUGGUUCUGCUUCCAGAGGAGGGGGUCGCCCUACUCGUGGACGAGGAAUCGUGGUCGAUGAUUUCGAAGAAGAGGAUCGCGAAAGAAGGAGAGACUGCAAGAACAUUCAGGCCAUGGACCUUACUGGCUGCGUCAGCGCAGUUUUCGUCAGCGCCCUGACAGAGUUCGUUAACACACAUCUGCUUCAUGAGGAUGAAUCCUCAAGUGGAAGUGACGAUGAAGGUCGUCGUCAGAUCAGACGUGCUCGUGCUCGAUUUAUGCAAGAAGAGCCACUCACAUUCCCAGGGCUUCAGCGCCUUGGUCUUCGUGGCGUGAAAUCGAUUCAACCUCGGAUUCUCAUGCCGUUUGUUCUCGCAUUCCCAUCUCUUACUCACCUCGACCUUUCCGCCACCCGAGUCACGCCGGAAUUACUCACUGCUCUUGGAAAUUCAACGAUUUGCCUGCGUUCACUUGCGCUCGCCCGGUGUAUACACCUCACGGGGACCUGUAUCAGGGAUUUCCUCGUUCGUGCACCGGCAGCUGCGCACAUCCAGGAACUCACGCUCUAUGGUGACCGAACAUUCCCAUCUCCGCUCACAACGGAUGAUCUCAAUGAAAUAAUAUCUUCCGCGCCGUGUUUCACCUCUGGUGAACUUACUUAUCUCGACCUCUCAAGCGCACCUGUGACUAAAGAACUCCUCCUUGACGUCUGCAAACCGCUACCAAAACUGCGGUCGCUUGGUCUAUCAUAUAUUCCUGAUCUCAAAUUAGACGUCAUCGCUCGAUUUUUAAAGAGCAAGGCUAGGAAUGUCGAGGUGCUCACGCUUAUUUCGACUAGCCCCGAUUUAGAUUGGGGCAGGGCCGGAGUUGGGAUGGGGGUCCCUCGAGGCUCUGCACAGCAGGCAACGAUCGCUUUGCACUCACAGAUUAUCGGACCGCUAUGCACGCCCCCUUACAUGUCUACCCUGCGUUCGCAGGCGGUUGUGAUGCCUCCUUCACCCACGCGCCUUCGGGUUAUUGAACUUUCCGUACCCACUCUCGCUGCCCUCGGUGCUGGCGCCGGGACCUGGAGAAUAAUCAAGAGCAAAGGCGGCCGAGGCUGGUAUGUCGACACGGCCAGUGGCUGGGUUGGCGGCGAGCUCAAGCGGAACCUUGCCCAAGAACAUCCCCUUCGGGUUCAGAUGCAUCGGCUGGCAGAUGCCAACGGCAACGUAAAUAGCGGUGUUGGAUGGCACGCGAGAAAGAUGGAAGUUUUGCACGGGUGUGGUAUGUUAGGUCGCGAGGAUGGCCUGUACGGUGCCGUUUCGUUUGCUUACCAGGGAUAAUGACUCCGAAUCGGUUGAUGUUUUGUUACCUGCCGUUGACGGCUCCUUAAUUUUCGUUUACUUACCAGGGACAAUGACUGCGAUUCCGUUGAUGUUCGUUGCUGCCGUUGACGGCUUCAUAAGUAUUGCGUUUUAUGUAUUUGACAGCAGCAUUGUCUGUGUCAUCGUUCGUCAUACCGGCAGAUUUACCGCACUAGAUGACCUCAUGUACUGGACUAAUUAGCGCCCUUAGGAGGGCUGAAUGUUAAUAUGGUUGCUCAUCA